AUGGCUUCGAUUGUGCGACCCUCCCUGCUCCGGCAAACAGCCACUGCGGCCCGUAUGGCUCAGGCCGCUCCGAUCCGCUCCGCCUUCGUCAAGGACUCGACAAGAGCCGCGGCCUUCCACACCACAGCCAAGAGGCAACUGCUGCCCGUCGGACCUCAGGUCAUUGACGGUGGAGUCAACAAGCCCGCCCCCGUCCCUCCUCCGAGUCCCGCUCACGGCUCCUACCACUGGACCUUUGACCGUCUACUCGCUGCCGGCCUGGUUCCCAUUACUAUCGCCCCCUUCGCCGCUGGUUCCCUCAACCCGACGACCGACGCCAUUCUCUGCGCCAUGAUCCUCAUCCACUCCCACACUGGCUUCCAGAACAUCCUCAUCGACUACGUCCCCACCAAGCACUACCCCAAGUCGCGCAAGGCCACCAUGUGGAGCCUGAACCUGGCCACUGCCCUCGUCGGCCUUGGCCUGUACGAGUUCGAGACUAGCGAUGUUGGUGUCACCGAGGCCGUCGCGCGUCUCUGGAGGGCGUAA
Molecule: messenger RNA, 528 nt
Organism: Colletotrichum higginsianum IMI 349063
Lineage: Eukaryota; Fungi; Ascomycota; Sordariomycetes; Glomerellales; Glomerellaceae
Product: CybS protein
Exons: 3
Coding region: 1-528 (175 amino acids)
Biological process (GO): mitochondrial electron transport, succinate to ubiquinone; tricarboxylic acid cycle
Cellular component (GO): membrane; mitochondrial envelope
Molecular function (GO): ubiquinone binding; heme binding
Source: RefSeq, a predicted model, not a curated record